UGCCAUAACUGAAACUCAAUCGCGUAUUGAAAAUUCAGUCAGUCGAUGAUGGGCGUUUAAAUGAAACGGUUCGCGCAACGGUAUAUUUGAAUUUGAACAAGUACGGUGCACUUGUUAGUCAAUUGAUAAUCGAGAAGCAAAACAAGAAUAAGAAAUAAAUAUAAAAAAAAAUAAAACAAAAACAAUUGAAGGAAGACAAAGUUACAAAAGAAAUUAAGGAAAAGCAAGCUGGAUAAAAACAAAAAAAAAAAUAAAAAUAACUUGAUUAAAUCAAUAAAAAUAAAUAAAAGUGAACUUUUUAAUAAUUAAAACAAUUUUGAAAAAUUUAUCAACCACACAGUUUAACAAAUUUUCUCACAAAUGUCUGCCCUGGCUCAGAGCAAACUUUCUUCCUCAAUGGAGAUGACAACGCAUGGCCCCCCCUCUACGAGGCCUUCUUCGAGAAGCUGAUCAAGCGACCUCCACACACAAUAACCGGCAUUUGCCAGUUCUUUCUACUGCUUAUUUAAAUAGGGUUCUUUAGCUUGAAGCUUUUGGCACCCGGUUUCGAAGACUCACAACGCAAACGCACUCGACUUUCAAUGUUCGAAAAGCCAACCAAGCAACCCGGCCAACUUCGACAACAAAUAUUUAAACAAUUAAUCUGCCGUUAAUUAAUGACGAUUGAUUAAUUAAGAAAACAUAACAAAAACAAAAACCAUUGCGUAUUUUGUAUUUUCUUCUUCUUCUGCGCCCCUUUUCUCUAUUUGAAUUUCGAAUGUCUUUGGGUUUUUUUAUGCCAAUUCGUGUCACCAAACCCAAAAUUAUAAAUUUCGAAUUGGUUUCUUUGGGGUCUGUAUAGAUGGUGUUGUGGUGUUUGUUUGUUGUUAUUGUUGAAAGUAGCAGCAGAAUAAAGAAAUAUUGAAAUAAAAUCUGAAAUAAUAAUCACAAAAAAACACCGAAAUUUUAUGAAGUCUCCGCUUGCGGUGCGGUUUCUGCGAAUAUUUGUGUUUGUGUGUGUGUGUGUGAGUGUCGCUUGAAUGUUAAUUCGAGACACGUUUUAAACAACAACAGAUUUCAUUGGCGCUGACAAUUUUCAACGUUGAAAUUGAGAAAGGGAUUCGACUGAAGGCAAAUAAAACAAAUGCAAAUAGCAGACGACGACGACAUCAAUAAAAAUCCAGAACAGAUGUAAAUAUUUGCAAUUUGUGAUAUAUGGGCUGCCAAAUAUAGGUGGUGCAAGUUAAACAGAAAAGACUCCCAGGCCAACUGAAGUACCAUGUCAAUCAAAAUUAAGCGAUAAAUAAGAUAAAGAACAAUUUGAAGAAAAACAAAAAUUAAUUGACCCAAAAGUUGCCUUAUCAGAAGCUUAAAUCAAUAUUCUCUGGCUUUGUCUCAGCUAUGGAGGGACCCACCCCAGCUGCUUUACCACCACCACCAGCAGCCUCCAGAGUACGUUGCAACAUAUCAUGUCAACGUGAAUUUUCUCAAAAUGGAAAUUUGUCCAAUAACAAUGUGAAAAAAGUCAAAGACAAUCACAUUGCCAGAAGUUCAAACUCAUCGAAAACUUCCUCCUCUCCAACCAGCAGUAGCAGCAAUAGUUCAUCAUCAUCAUCGUCAAUAUCGUCCAGCACCUCAUCAUUAUCAUCAAUUGUACAACCAUCACAAUUGAUGGCCAUCGACAUGGAAGAUGAUGGAAUGGAGGAUGCCCAAGAAAUCGAAGACUUCAAUCAAAUCAAUUUAAAUACCAUAAAUUCGAAUACAACAAACACAAGAAAUUAUUGCUCCAUCAGUAGCCAUGGCAUCGACACCAUAGGCAGCAACAGCCACAGCAACGCCACCACCACCAUCAACCCAAACAUUGCAAGUAUCAAUGAAACACAAGCCAGCAAUAACAGCCUGGAAUGCUCCAUGGCUCAAUCUCCGCCCCUCAAUAGAAGACGUCACACCGCCCUGCCUCAAGCUUUUAUUAUGAAUCAACAGCAUUUAUCAUUGCUCGAAAGUAAAAGUCACAAAAUGGACUAUGACAUGGAUGAUGACUUGAAUGAAUACAGGCCCAUAUUGCGCAAAGCCUUGUCCACGCCCUCGUGCAACAUUUUAGAUGUUCAACAUCCGCUAAAAAGUGAUGUUACCAUCAUCACCAAUCAUCAGGUGCAACAGAAAAGUGCAACAUCACCUACCCCACCAUCAUCAGAGCCAAUGCCAGAAUGUCUUCUCAAUAGCUCGAAUUAUUCCCAUUCCCCCCACUCGAAUAUAAAUGGUUCCUCUUGCUGUGACUGCUCCACUCAACAAAAAACUACCCCAUCCUCCAGACGUUCAUCAGGGGUGGCCGAUGGUUCCAUACAGACAUCUCCAGCCUCAGACUCAUCAUCACCCAUUAGCCAACGUUCGGGCUGUGCCCACUAUAAACGCUCAUGCAUGUUUGUGACUCCCUGUUGCAAUAAAUUCUACAAGUGCCGUUUUUGUCACGAUGAAAAUGAAUCUCAUCAUUUCGAUAGGAAAACUCUAACAGAACUGAUAUGUACCGAAUGUAAUACCCGUCAAAAUGUUCAAGAACGCUGCCAAAAUUGUAGCAUACGCUUUGGAAAAUAUACGUGUUUGAUUUGUAAUUUAUUCGAUGAUUCGGAUAAACAACAAUACCACUGUAAACAAUGUGGUAUUUGCCGCAUUGGCGGCAGAGAUAACUUCUUUCACUGUGAGGUCUGCGAUAUGUGCUUGCCGAUUCAAUUGAAGAUCGGAGGUCACAGGUGUGUGGAAAACAUUUCACGAUCUCAUUGUCCUGUGUGCCUGGGCGAUAUACAUACCUCACGAAUUCCAUGUCACAUUCCCGAUUGCGGUCAUUUGCUGCACAAGAUGUGUUUUGAUCAAUUACUUGCUUCGGGUCACUACACAUGUCCCACAUGUCAGACAUCAUUGAUAGAUAUGACAGCAUUGUGGGAGUAUUUGGAUGCUCAGGCGGAAUUGAUGCCAGUGCCUAAAAAAUAUGAAAAUCAAAGAAUAUAUAUAUUUUGCAAUGAUUGUCAUAAGACCUCGAAGACUAAGUUCCAUUUCAUCGGCUUAAAAUGUGUACAUUGCGGAGCUUACAAUACCACACAAAAUGUAAAAAGACGCAUGUCUUUGGUAGCAGAUGAACCCACUUCAGCAUGACAUUUAGCCCAAAGCCUUAUUCUCUAAAUGCAUUUUUGUUUAAAGAUGUGCACUAUGCAAAAGACAUUUACAAUGCAGUUUCCUUAAGCUCAAGGAACAUUGGGACAUUAUCAAGGCUUGCCAUUUAUGAUGGGAUUUUUUUGGUUUCUUUCUUUACCUAUAACAUCUUAUUUUUAUAUAGAAUUUAAUUUUACAUAUGUGAGUUGAGCUUAGUUGUAUUAUAGUAUAUUUUUUUGUUAGCUCUUGUUUUUCUGCAUUUACAUUUGAACUUAACACACAAAAACUGAAUUCGAGCUGGUAUCGAAUGUUAAGAUGAAUGAAUAUAUAAAAAAGAUUUUUUAUAAACAAAUUUGUAUAGAAAAAAAAUUUGUUUGAUGACAUUUAUAAAUUUUAUGAAUUUAUCAUAUUUUAGUUUUUUAAGUAAUCUUAUAUUCUAACAUUGUUAUAACAUCUGUAUAUGUUUUAAGUAUAUUUUAUAUUUCUAAUUAUUUGUUCUCUCUCUUUAUAUUUUUUGUCAUGUCUUCUCAGAUUAUUAAGUAUUUUAAAGUAUUUUUUGCCUCAAUAAAGACUAGUUUCAAUUUCAAAAAAAAAAAAAAUCUUAUUAGAUGCUAAAGCAAAUUAUAAUUGUAUAUGAAACUAUAGUCAAUAAAACCUAGCACUGAUGGGUGGUAAAAACCCCAUUCUAAAAAAAUA
Messenger RNA from Stomoxys calcitrans (stable fly), 3819 nucleotides. RefSeq lists its product as uncharacterized. Lineage: Eukaryota; Metazoa; Arthropoda; Insecta; Diptera; Muscidae. Gene Ontology annotation, cellular component: nucleus. The record is from RefSeq and is a predicted model, not a curated record. Bases 1381 to 3126 code for a protein of 581 amino acids. Gene Ontology annotation, biological process: protein ubiquitination; ubiquitin-dependent protein catabolic process. The transcript is spliced from 8 exons. Gene Ontology annotation, molecular function: zinc ion binding; ubiquitin protein ligase activity.